This is a messenger RNA of Trichoplax adhaerens, 675 nucleotides long. RefSeq lists its product as uncharacterized. The coding region runs from base 1 to 675 and encodes 224 amino acids. Gene Ontology annotation, molecular function: Atg12 transferase activity. The transcript has a single exon. NCBI's taxonomy places the organism in Eukaryota, Metazoa, Placozoa, Uniplacotomia, Trichoplacea, Trichoplacidae. The record is from RefSeq and is a predicted model, not a curated record. Gene Ontology annotation, cellular component: intracellular anatomical structure. Gene Ontology annotation, biological process: protein lipidation; protein modification by small protein conjugation; macroautophagy.
AUGGUUUUAGAAGGUAGAAUUACUAAAGAAGAAUUUAACGACUUGGUUCUCACGCUGAUCGAAAAGUCCCAACAAUUGCACGAUGAAUGGGAAAGGAUCGAACAUGUUUGUGGUGAUAAAGUCGUUUAUUAUUUAUGCAAAAGAAAUUACUAUCGAUUAGUUAACCCAACAAGGGUAUCAUCCAACAAUAAUGCUAUCUUGGAUGAUGAUACCGAUGAUGACGAAGCAAAUGAUAUCUUACAAAAUUGUAGUACAAUUGAACCUGAAGAUAACAACUGCUGCAAUAGUCUUCCACAAGCGCCUAAUAGCCAAAAUCACCAACAAGUUUAUCAUGUUUAUGAAUAUCAUAUCGUUUAUAGUCCGGCUUAUUCCGUGCCAGUGUUAUAUUUUGACCCAAAAACAACCGAUGGAAGAAGAUUAGCUUUAGAAGAAAUUUGGAACACCGUCAAUUUAGAAUAUGCACAAAGUGUUAAGUAUGAUGCUUGGUCUUUCAUAAGUCAACAAGAACACCCUUUGCUGGGUAGAGUUUUUUACUUUAUUCAUCCUUGUCACACGUCAAAUUUCAUGCAAAUCAUCACUGGAAAAGGAUCGAAUGAAAAACUUUAUUUAUGCACAUGGCUAUCUGCAGUCGGCCCUGUUAUCGGUUUACAAUUGUCCCCAUCAUAUUUCCUGUAA